Messenger RNA from Cyprinus carpio (common carp), 5717 nucleotides. RefSeq names its product ankyrin repeat and IBR domain-containing protein 1-like. Gene Ontology annotation, molecular function: ubiquitin conjugating enzyme binding; ubiquitin protein ligase activity; zinc ion binding. Gene Ontology annotation, biological process: protein polyubiquitination; ubiquitin-dependent protein catabolic process; positive regulation of proteasomal ubiquitin-dependent protein catabolic process. NCBI's taxonomy places the organism in Eukaryota, Metazoa, Chordata, Actinopteri, Cypriniformes, Cyprinidae. The record is from RefSeq and is a predicted model, not a curated record. Gene Ontology annotation, cellular component: cytoplasm; ubiquitin ligase complex.
AAACCUUAAUUUCAGUGAAAGCAACGGCGUGAUUAACAGAGGCUUCACGGCGGCCGAGCGAGGACCGUUGACAACAAAGACGAGAAGCAGAUUUUUAUUUAGAGUCAACACGGUUUCAUCAGAUAAGCGCUAAAUUAUCUGGGUCAGAAAGAGAAAAGACGACCGCUAUCGUCGUGCUAAUUGGGAAGCGCACCAUGUCGGCUAUCUGUGGACCCACAGGCUGAAGAGGUCUGAUCAUUCUGGAGAGCAGGGAAGCGAGAGAUGGGGAACACGGCCACCAAGUUCCGCAAGGCACUGAUCAGUGGAGAUGAGGUUCUGGCCUAUCAGCUGUACGAGGGCAACCCUCAGUUCAAAGAGUCUUUAGACCCCAACACCUCAUAUGGGGAACCAUACCAACACAACACCCCGCUCCAUUAUGCUGCCAGACACGCCAUGACACGCAUACUCAGGUCCUUCCUCUUCAGCAAGGAUGGGAACCCCAACAAACGUAAUAUGCACAAUGAGACCACACUGCAUGUGUUGUGCAUGGGGCCAAAUAUCUUGCUGUCUGAAGGGGCGCUGCAGCCACGACUAGCCCGUCCCUAUGAAGAUGAACGCAGACGGGCUGAGUGCCUCCAGAUGAUCCUAAAAUGGACCGGCGCCAAACUGGACCGUGGUGAAUAUGAGAGUGCAGACGUCAGUGCCACCGAUAACAAGAAAAACACACCACUACACUACGCUGCUGCCUCAGGGAUGAAGACAUGUGUGGAGUUUCUGGUGAAGCGGGGUGCAGACCUGUUUGCGGAGAAUGAGAUCAAGGAGACCCCAUGUGACUGUGCAGAAAGGCAGCACCAUAAGGAGCUUGCGCUCAGUCUGGAGUCUCAGAUGGUCUUCUCCACUGACCCCCAUGCAGAGGAUAUCGAGGCAGAGUAUGCAGCCUUAGACCGCAGGGAGUUUUAUGAAGGUUUGCGAGUGCAGGACCUCAGGAGACUGAAGGACAUGUUGAUAGUGGAGACGGCAGAUAUGUUGCAAGCUCCUCUCUUCACUGCAGAGGCUCUUCUUCGGGCUCAUGACUGGGACAGGGAGAAACUCCUGGAAGCUUGGAUGUCUAAUGCUGAAAACUGCUGUCAGCGCUCGGGUGUUCAGAUGCCAACUCCCCCGCCCAGAGGCUACAACACCUGGGACACCCUGCCCUCACCCCGUACGCCUCGCACCACACGCUCAUCUAUCACUUCCCCGGACGAGAUCAGCCUGACCCCUGCUGAUGAUGAUCACUCCUUGUGUGGAAUUUGCAUGUGUGCAGCCUCCAUGUUUGAGGAGCCUGUUGAUAUUCCGUGUGGUCACGAGUUCUGCAGAGGAUGCUGGGAAAGUUUCCUGAAUAUGAAAAUUCAAGAGGGGGAGGCCCAUAACAUCUUCUGCCCAGCCUAUGACUGCUUCCAGCUGGUUCCUGUUGAGGUCAUUGAGAGCAUUGUGUCCAGAGAGAUGGACAAACGUUAUCUGCAGUUUGACAUCAAGGCAUUUGUGGAGAAUAAUCCUGCCAUCCGGUGGUGCCCGCGGGCUGGCUGUGAUAGAGCAGUGCGAUUGGCCGGACAGGGGCAAGGUGCCAGCCACUCUGACCCGCUCACUUUUCCUCGCCUACAGGCCCCUGCUGUGGACUGUGGCAAGGGCCAUCUUUUCUGCUGGGAGUGCCAAGGAGAGGCCCAUGAACCAUGUGACUGCCAAACUUGGAAGAUGUGGCUCCAGAAAGUCACUGAUAUGAAACCGGAAGAAUUGGCAGGUGUAAGUGAGGCGUAUGAAGAUGCUGCCAACUGCCUGUGGUUACUCAGCAACUCCAAACCCUGUGCCAACUGCAAAUCUCCCAUUCAGAAGAAUGAGGGCUGUAACCACAUGCAAUGUGCCAAGUGCAAGUAUGAUUUCUGUUGGAUCUGUCUGGAAGAGUGGAAAAAACACAGUUCCUCUACAGGAGGUUACUACCGCUGCACACGCUAUGAGGUCAUUCAGCAGGUGGAGGAGCAGUCUAAAGAGAUGACUGUUGAGGCUGAGAAGAAACACAAGAACUUCCAGGAAUUGGAUCGCUUUAUGCACUAUUACACACGCUUUAAGAACCACGAGCACAGCUACAAGUUGGAAGAACGUCUGCUUAAGACGGCCAAAGACAAAAUGGAACAACUGAGCAAAGUUUUGAGUGGAAGAGAAGGUGGCCCUCCAGAUACUACUUUCAUUGAAGAUGCAGUGCAUGAACUACUUAAGACUCGUCGUAUUCUCAAGUGCUCUUACCCUUAUGGGUUCUUUCUGGAGCCCAGAAGCACAAAAAAGGAAAUAUUUGAACUUAUGCAGACUGACUUGGAAAUGGUGACUGAAGAUCUUGCACAGAAAGUCAACCGGCCUUACCUCCGCACGCCUCGUCAUAAGAUAAUCCGCGCUGCCUGCCUGGUGCAACAAAAGAGGCAGGAGUUUCUGGCCUCCGUGGCAAGAGGUGUGGCGCCCAACGAUUCACCCGAAGCCCCUCGACGCAGUUUUGCUGGUGGAACAUGGGACUGGGAGUACUUGGGUUUCGCUUCUCCCGAGGCAUAUGCUGAGUUCCAGUACAGACGCAGACACAGGCAGCGCAGGAGAGGAGACAUGGCCAGCCUCCGCAGCAACACACCUGAACCUGAUGACCUAGCCCACAGCAGUUUAGACACACAGGAAAUUGGUGGUGUUCAGAGACUGGGUCUGCCCAUGCCUCACAGUUCCCUGGAUGAGGACGAUCCGAAUAUCCUGUUGGCCAUCCAGCUGUCUCUGCAGGAGUCUGGGCUGACUGCAGGCAUUGCUGGCGUUGAUGCUCAAGAGAUCCUCGCAAACGAAGCAUCUUUGGGGGCUAUCGGAACAUCCCUGCCCACACGGCUGGACCCGGUGCUGUGCGGGAUAGACGUGCCCCGUGCUGCCCUGAGCAGCUCCGAGCUGUUAGAGGUGGGUGACAGCCUGAAGAAGCUCGGUAAUAUCAGUGGCCAGAACGUCCCUCUGCGUUUUGACAAUCUCAACAAUCCUUCCUGUGAGUCUGCUGAGGGUCCCUUCCAAGCUUCUGGGACGUAUGGAACCUCUGAUUUAGAUUCAGACAACGCCAACCUUCUAGGCAACAUCAUGGCUUGGUUUCAUGACAUGAACCCGCAGAAUAUCAAUUUGGUUCCUUCGUCUGGUGAAUUCGGUGCUCAGUCAACAAGGAUGACAUCAGAGCCGACUGAGUGCGCCGUUCCACAGUGGACAGCGGGGGGCGAUAGAGAGGCAGAGCACGAGUUUGACUCCGGUAUCGUCGCAGGAGAGCGUGAGCCCAUCAGGCCGACACAAUUAGACCUGGUAGGCCUCGAUAUGUGUCCGGUACCUUCUGCUACGUCCGUUGAGUUGGGCGAAACUCCGAGCGGUUUGAACCCGUGUCACUCUGACACCCCUAAAGGUGACUCAGACCCCGACCAGCCUAGCAGUAGCUCCUCUGAAUGGGAGGGUCAAGUACAUCUUGUAUGAAAUACUGACUUUACCUACUAGCUAAGCCACUUUUUUGAUGAUGCCGGAUUCAAUCAUUAAGAUUAAUCACGAGGAGAAGCUUUGUAUUGUCAGAUAUGUAGAAUGUGUUCUUUGCUCACUAAAAAACUUGUUCCAGUUCUGGAGUGUUAAACACUUUUAGAAGAGUCAGACGGGACAGGAAGUGAGGUAGUCAGAAAAAUCUACUGUAUAAAACAGGACGAUAUUCAGUGCGAGUUCACCUGAUUAAAAAGGAUGUAAAAGAUACUGUAGGUGCCAAAUAACACUGGCUAGCACACGCCGAGUGGACGUUGUGCUGAUCGUGCCUGCUGCUGAGGGCCUAGCCGCCCUGUUGAGUACACUAUCCUUCCUUUAAACUAGACCUGUGGUAUUAGAGAAGUACACAGCAGCAUCACGCUCAGAAGAGCAGGGCUGAUAAUCACAGAAACUAAAUCAACCAUAAUUGUAGUUGCAGUCGACUUUUCUUUUUCUGGUCAAACGUAAUCACUGUAAUCCGUCACCGGUUAAUUAGAAUGGAAAGUACCGGCGCGGUUCAGGAGCGCCACGCCGGAUCUGGAAAACGUUUUGUCUUCGCAACUUAUCACAGUGCCUUUUCUGUGAAACUUCUCUUUAUUUAUAGCCGCUCUCUUGCGCUCGGAGCCCAGAGUGUGGAAAUUUCCAAUACACACUGUACUUAGAAACUGAGCUCAAUGUUUUUUAAAAGACAUUUUUAUACAUGUUUGUUUGUUUGUUCUUCAGCAUGACUCUGGCCCCUUCUUCCAGGUUGUUUUUAAAGCAAUUACUAAAGAAAAAAAAAACUAAACUAUUAAUGAACUCGGAAACAUUUACGGAUCAAAUCCAUUUAUAUUUAUUAAGAUUCUAUUCAUUGUGUGUUAAGAUGUGAUUUCCACAUGGCCACAAAGAAAAAAGCAAAUUCUCUAAUUUAAAUGUCAGAUAAAAAUCCAUAGAUGCUCUCCCGGUGCGUCUCUGAUAGAAAUUUAUAUAAAAUUAUUAUUUUUUUUCAAAACCACAUUUUCUCAAGGUCUCAUCUAUGGAUCUUUUGGUAGAGGCAAAGCUGUUUCAUAUUUCUAUAUAUGGUGAAACUCACCCACAAUUAAGAUUUUUUUUUUUUUAAACUGUGGUAUUUCUCUACAAUAAAUUAUGGAUAUUCAUUUUCUAUUUAUUUGAAAUUGAUUGUCCUUAAAAAUGAAUGAAGAUGAAGGUAAAGUUGGUAUUGACAAAAAAAAAAAAACACCUAUAUAUAUAAACACGGUGCCACUUUUCAAUAUUUGCUUAUAACUUAAAUGUCUGCUGAAAUAAUUGCUAAACACCGUUCAAACAAAUUAACACAAUGUUUUUGAAUUGCUUCAGUUUUCAUGUGAACACCUGCCAAACUUUUUUAUCUGAGGAAACAGCUAAAUCACAGCAGCACUAAGUUUUAUGCACUUCAUAAAACGUAAUGCACAAAAUUAGCUCCCAUUUCAGCUAUGGAAUACCCUAUUAUAGCUCAUAGGUUUGCCGUUCUAUUUUAGCUGUGGGUUUGACUGAGCAGGGGCCUGAUGUUUAACUCUGGGCUUGAUGUCAUAUGUAUGUUGAUUCUGACCUAAUGUCCGAAUGCAGUUUUGCGCUGCAUAAACUUUUCAAAGUGAAACUGAAGACAAACCUGUCCGUUAAGUGUUUUUUUUUUUAAUCAUUCCUUUCGUCAAAGUUCGGGGGAGUGCACACAUACAUUUUUUUUCUGUAUGUAUAAUUUGUUUGUGGGAUCGGAAUGGGUUUAGCUCACUUAAUCGCAGUAUUUCUCUGGACUAAUGUAUGUUGCCAAAGGUUGAGGUGAAGCUAAUGUCUGUUCAAAUGAAGCAUAUGGUAGAUUUCAAACAUCUGUCCAAACAUGACAAAAAAAAAGAAAAAAAAGUGAAUGACAAAAGUUGUCCUGUAUGUGACAGUAUGCUGUGCAUUAAGUAAUUAUAAUAAAAAAUAGAUCAUGUUUUCUUGACAAAAGACCAUUCAAGUGUCAAGGCUAUUGUUUGGGGGAGGGGGUGGCUAUUGUUUUUUGGGGGGGCACAUUUUGUAACCCAUUACAGAUUUUAUAUUGUUAAGCACCUAAUCCUUGAAAUGGUAUUUGCACUUUCAUAAUCUUUACUUGAUACAUUCCCAAUUUAUAUGGAAAGUACAAAUGUGUGAUGUUUGGCAAAUGAAUUGGACUGAUUUGAGUGUGAAUCUCAAUAAAGUUGCUAAGACAA